UCAGUGCGUCUGUACUUCACGGGACAAGCUUUUACCGGGAGCACUACAGCCUUUUGUUGCUCUUGACAUGGAAAUGCUGAAGGCUCAAAAUCUUGCACUCACUUCACUGAGCAUAGCGAGCUGAGGAUCAUGUCUCUCCCAGAGGAAGACCUUUCGUGUCCCAUAUGCUGCGACAUCUUCGCAGACCCUGUUCUGCUGUCCUGCAGCCACAGCUUCUGCAGGCUCUGUCUGCGGCGCUGCUGGGACACCCCUGGCGUGCACAAGUGUCCCGUGUGCAGGAAAAGAGCCUCCAAGUCUAAUCCCACCUCCAACCUGGCCCUGAAGAAUCUGUGUGAGGCUCUGCUACAAUUGAGGACACAGCAUCCAGCACCGGGGGAAGAGGCAGCAACCAGCUGUAACCUUCACGCGGAGAGGUUCAAGUUCUUCUGUCACGUUGACAAAAAGCCCCUCUGUGUGGUGUGUCAGUCUUCUGAGAUGCACAGAGGCCAUGACUGCUCCCCUAUAGAGGAGGCAGUGUUGGACUGCAAGGACGAUCUUAAUUCAACCCUUGAGAACCUGCAGGAUAAACUUGACAGCCUUAAAAGAAUUCACACAUCCUGUGACGACAUUCUCAAUCACAUCAAGAGCCAGGCGCAGCAAACAAAGACAGUGAUCAAGGACCAGUUCGAGCAACUCCACCAGGUCCUUUAUCAGGAGGAGUCAGCCAGAUUAGCCGCCCUGAGAAGUGAAGAAGAAGAGAAGAUCACAGGAAUGAAGCAGAAGAUGGCAGCGAUCUCAGCAGAGAUGCUGUCCCUCACAGAGUCCAUCAACAUCCUGGAGGAGGAGUUGAAAGCGGAGGACAUUGUCUUGUUGGAGAACUUCACAGCUGCAAAGGAGAGAUGCACUAACAUACAGAUCAGUCCAGAGAUCAUGUCCGGGGUGCUGAUCGACGUGACCACGCAUCUGUGCAACUUGAAGUACAGAAUUUGGGAGAAAAUGCAGGAGCAUGUUGACUACACUCCAGUGACGUUGGACCCAAACACGGCGCACCCCUGCCUCAUCCUGUCCCGGGACCUCACCUCCCUCCACUACUCCAGCCAGCCCUGGCCGCGUUGCCCCGACAACCCCGAGCGGUUUCACAUGAGCGCGGAGGUGGUGGGUAUGGCCGCCCUCGGGUCCGGAAGUCACCGCUGGACGGUGGAAACAGGAGGCAACCAGGACUGGCUGCUGGGUGUGGCCUCCGCGUCCGUUCCCAGAGACGCGGAGGUCUUGGCCCGGCCCGAGAACGGCUUUUGGACCUUGUGUUUCCGGGACGGAGGGCUCAGGGCGAUGACCUCGCCGCCGACGCCGCUGACGUCGAGCAGGAAACCCCGCCGGGUCAAAGUUCAGCUGGAUUACGCCGAGGGGACGCUGUCGUUCUUCGACGCCGCGGACGACGCGCUCCUUUACGCGUUCGCGCACACCUUCCCGGAAGCGCUGCUGCCAUAUUUUUACACGCAGAGCCCGAGUCCCCUGAGGAUCCUGCCCGGCAACGUGCCCGCUGGGAUGCUGCGGAGGGGGGAGGGCGAGCUGUCCCAAAGCUGCUCCGCUGAAUGAGACACACGCCGCCCUCGAAACCUGAUGGCGGAAAGAGAUAUGACACGAUUCACCAGAUCUCAACCCAGUUGAACGCCUAUGGGAGAUUUUGGACCGACAAGUUAGAGAGCGCUCUCCACCACCAUCACCAAAACACCAAACAAGGGAAUAUCUUCUGGAAGAAUGGUGUCCGUCCCUCCAGUACAGUUCAGAGACUUGUAGGAUCCAUGAAAACGAGCACUGAAGCUGUUCUGGAGGCUCCUGGUGGGCCAACACCUUACUAAGACACUUUAUAGUGGUUGUUCCUUUAAUUUGUCACCCGUCUAUAUAUUCUGGAUUCUGUUGAUUGUAUGUGUUGGGUGUGUUUGUCUGUCUCUUUUUUGGCCAUAAUUAUGUCUUAUAUAAAAGGUCAAAGUGUGCAUCUCUGAGAGCAACUCACCGUGUCAAAUUCUAUACAAAAAAGUUAAACAUAUUGUCAAAUUUGUAUUUACUAAAUCCUUC
Lampris incognitus (smalleye Pacific opah) is the source of this 2055-nucleotide messenger RNA. Its product is annotated as E3 ubiquitin-protein ligase TRIM35. The transcript is spliced from 7 exons. Gene Ontology annotation, biological process: protein ubiquitination. Gene Ontology annotation, molecular function: ubiquitin-protein transferase activity; protein binding; zinc ion binding. Lineage: Eukaryota; Metazoa; Chordata; Actinopteri; Lampriformes; Lampridae. The coding region runs from base 130 to 1575 and encodes 481 amino acids. The record is from RefSeq and is a predicted model, not a curated record.